This is a messenger RNA of Racocetra persica, 194 nucleotides long. The record is from the annotation of a GenBank genome assembly. Lineage: Eukaryota; Fungi; Glomeromycota; Glomeromycetes; Diversisporales; Gigasporaceae.
AAAUGGAAGAUGUUAAAUUUCCAGAAAUAAAUACUGUUGAAGAAAUGACAGGUGUUAUUUCUGGAACAGUUAAUCCUAUAAAUUAUAAUUUAGCUAAAGAAAAACAAUAUUUUACUUAUGAUUUAUGGAUACGAAUGAUUAAAGAUAUGGAAGAUGAUGAUAAUAUUGAAAAUUUUGGAGAUAAUAAACAUUAG